CAGACGUGUGCUCACAUGGUUUGAAAUGAAAAAAAGGCGAGAGGAGGAGGAAGUUGGGACCGGAUAGCAGCAUGCUGACCUGGCAGAGUGUUAGUCUCACGUUAUACUCACCCGCCACUCUCACCAAUGAAUUUACCUGACACUUCUGUGCACUUGGGCACCUGCUGGAGGAACUGACUUGGCCGGUGAGGCCCGCAAAAGGACAUGACACAGAACGGCACUGUAGCCGGCAAUGGCACUCAGACUGACUCUCUCAAAAUUGUGAUCGUCGGAGAUGGGGGUUGUGGGAAAACAUCUCUGCUUAUGGUGUACGCCAAAGGAGAUUUCCCAGAGAAAUAUGCUCCAUCUGUGUUCGACAAAUAUGUCACCACUGUAUCCUAUGGAGGGAAAGACAUUCAGCUGAAUCUCUAUGAUACAGCAGGCCAAGAGGACUAUGACCGCUUGAGGCCUCUGUCGUAUCAAGAAGUAAACCUUGUUCUCAUCUGCUACGAUGUGACCAAUCCGACGUCGUUCGACAAUGUCACGAUAAAGUGGUACCCAGAGGUCCGUCAUUUCUGCCGUGACGUCCCCAUUGUCUUGAUAGGGUGCAAGACGGACCUGCGAAAGGACAAAGAGAAGACGAGGAAGCUCAAAGCUUUAGAUCUGGCGCCCAUUACCUACCUCCAGGGUGAAGAGAUCAAGAAGCAAAUGAACGCUGAGGUAUACCUGGAGUGUUCAGCUAAAUAUAGAGAAAACGUAGAGGACAUUUUCAGAGAGGCAACAAAGCGAGCGCUAUCGGCCAGAGCUAAAGCAAGACAUCGUCGCAAGAAGAAGAAACGCUGCACCAUCCUGUGACCAUUACCAGAAGGAACACAUUUGUUCAAGUUUUGUAUAUAUGAACUAGGAUAUUUUGUAAAAAUUCCAAAAACCAUCUGCAAAGCUUCUCACUAUUGUUUAAGCUUCCAUGGAGGAAUAUUUUUCAGGACAUGCUUGUGGUGUGCGUUUUCUCAUAAUCUGCCCACCAAGCAAGGCUUACUCUUUGACAGAGUUCACCAGUGUGUGUUUGAUAAGUUUGUAGUGGUCCACACCACAUCCUUCUGCUGGUGUUACUGAUAUGACUUGAUGGAAUUUGGUCUUCCAUGAUCGUGGAUCCAACAGGAGAUGGAAAAACUGCUGCUGAUGUCUCAGGGAUGACUAUACAUCACAUGGUCACACUUUGAAUUUGGUUACAUUCUGUGUUGUUUAUAAUGGUAACGCACAACUAACUGAAGUAACAGCCACUAUGUUACACUGGGUGUGCAAUUCAUGUUAUCAACUUACACAGCAGUUUUUGAGUUACAGUAUUUUGUGAGUUUAUAUAUUAUAUAAAGCUGUCUGAACAAAAAAGGAGGCCUGUGGUGUACAAAAAUCCUGAUUUGUAGAAAUAUCAGUCUGUGUGUAGACCACCACCAUUUACAACAUUUUAACUAGGCUAGAAUUUCAUUUUUGUUUCUUUCAGGUUGAUUUACUAUAUCUCGAUAACUUCUUCAGAUCUCACAUAGACGCCAGAAAGUGUUGGAUCAUUUGAAAACCAUUUGCCUGAGUGUAUUUGCACAAAUAAACCCGUGAUAUUUUAAGUUA
This is a messenger RNA of Sinocyclocheilus anshuiensis, 1599 nucleotides long. Its product is annotated as rho-related GTP-binding protein RhoF-like. Lineage: Eukaryota; Metazoa; Chordata; Actinopteri; Cypriniformes; Cyprinidae. The record is from RefSeq and is a predicted model, not a curated record. The coding region runs from base 205 to 834 and encodes 209 amino acids. Gene Ontology annotation, biological process: small GTPase-mediated signal transduction. Gene Ontology annotation, molecular function: GTP binding; GTPase activity. The transcript is spliced from 6 exons.